Messenger RNA from Pieris brassicae (large cabbage white), 1296 nucleotides. It is a transcript of the gene Oscillin, whose product is annotated as glucosamine-6-phosphate isomerase 2. The record is from RefSeq and is a predicted model, not a curated record. Bases 185 to 1021 code for a protein of 278 amino acids. Gene Ontology annotation, biological process: carbohydrate metabolic process; N-acetylneuraminate catabolic process; D-glucosamine catabolic process. Lineage: Eukaryota; Metazoa; Arthropoda; Insecta; Lepidoptera; Pieridae. Gene Ontology annotation, cellular component: cytoplasm. Gene Ontology annotation, molecular function: identical protein binding; glucosamine-6-phosphate deaminase activity. The transcript has 3 exons.
UGAUUGUCACCCGUUUUCUCGUUGAUUUAUUCCACUAUAUUAGACGUUAACGUAAACAAAUAAAAAUAUACAUUCAGUGUGCAAUCGUGAUCAGCGGCGAGAGCGCGUCCGCAGCUUUCGAUAAUUACAAAUCCGUUCGGGACGUGAACAGUUUUUAAAGAGUCAGAUACACAUUUACAUAGAAAUGCGCCUGAUAAUAUUAGAGGAUGCGUCGGUGGUGGCGGAUUGGGCGGCACGGUUCGUGAUGCAGCGCAUCAAGGAAUUCGCCCCCGGCCCGGGACGGCGAUUCGUGUUGGGGCUGCCCACGGGCGGCACGCCUCUCGGGAUGUACCGACGACUAAUCGACUUCUAUCGCGAAGGUCGUCUCUCCUUCGAGCACGUGACCACCUUCAACAUGGACGAGUACGUGGGGCUGCCGCGCGACCACCCCGAAUCCUACCACCACUACAUGUACAACGAGUUCUUUAAGCACGUGGACAUAGCGCCGGAACACGCGCACGUGCUAAACGGCAACGCGUCCGACUUGGCGGCCGAGUGCGCGCGCUUCGAGCGCCUCAUCAAAGAGGCGGGCGGCGUGCACCUGUUCGUGGGCGGCAUCGGGCCCGACGGACACAUCGCCUUUAACGAGCCCGGCUCCUCUCUCGUGUCGCGCACGCGCGUCAAGACGCUCGCCUACGAUACGCUCGAGGCCAACAAGCGCUUCUUCGACAACGACAUCUCCAAGGUGCCUUCGAAGGCGCUCACGGUGGGCGUCGGCACGGUGAUGGACGCGCAGGAGGUGAUGAUACUGAUCACGGGAGCUCACAAGGCGCCGGCGCUGUCCAAAGCCAUCGAGGAGGGCGUCAACCACAUGUGGACCGUGUCCGCCUUCCAGCAGCAUCCGCAAGCGCUCUUCGUGUGCGACGAGGACGCCACGCUCGAGCUACGCGUCAAGACCGUCAAAUAUUUUAAGGCGCUGAGCGAGGAGCAUCAGAAGAUGAUCGAAGAGGUGCCGGUGGAGGCGCAGCAGGUCAUCCAUUGACGCCGUCUACCUCCCGUCGCGCCGCGCUCCAGGAUAGCCUCUAUGACUUAACUUUAUCCUUAGUUUAAAAUAAUAGUUCGUACGUAAGCGGGACCGACGAGCGGAAGUCGUGCCGAGUUCAGAGCUUACUGCGAGGUAACGGUCGCUUGGCCUGUGGUUGCAGAGUCUGAUGGGGGAGCACAACAAGCUGAUCGCGGGCACGCGCUGACCUGCGCCGUCGCAACUCUAGUUCUCGUCGUACUUUUAAUAUUUUGACAUAAAUUUAUUUUUACGUA